AUGGAGAAUAUGGUAUUGGAAGAUAUGGCUUACUAUGAAGCAGGAAUGCUGACCGUGAAAGAAUGCAGCAGGUCUUGUCUGGAAGACUGCAACUGCGGGGCAGCUGUUUUCAACAGUAGGGCUAACGUUUGUGUCAAACAAAACUUACCACUCAGAUAUGUCCGAAGGGAUCCCAAGGAGUACAGUACAGCUGUCUUCAAGAUCGGCAACAGCCCCAACAAUACUAAUCCAGCCAUCCCGCUGAAUCCAAUUACCACGGUCGUUACAGACAAGAAGGUGAUUGAGCAAAUUCUUGUUUUAACUUUAGCUCUCAUCCUAUUCUCCUGUGCGGCCCUUGCAGUUUCUGGAUUUUAUAUUUUCAAAAUCCGACUUCUGCGGUACAAAAGGCUGACGGAGAUUAAUGGUGAUUUGGAGCUGGCUGAUGAAGAACUUACUUUGAGAGCUUUUUCAUUCAAUGAGCUGAGAAGAGCCACCAAUGGGUUCAAAGAAGAAUUGGGAAAGGGCUCGUUUGGAGCAGUUUACAAAGGGGCUUUAAACAAAGGGAAAAAAUUCAUUGCAGUGAAAAGAUUAGAGAAGCUAGUCGAAGAAGGUGAGAGGGAGUUUCGUGCAGAGAUGCAAGCAAUCGGAAGAACUCACCACAAGAACUUAGUUCGAUUGCUUGGUUACUCCGCCGAGGACUCAAAAAGACUCCUUGUGUAUGAAUAUAUGAGCAAUGGCUCCCUUGCAGAUCUCCUUUUCAGGAAUGAAUGGCAUCCUGCUUGGAGUGAAAGAGUAACAAUUGCACUUGAUGUCGCAAGAGGCCUCCUCUAUCUGCAUGAAGAGUGCAAGGCCCCUAUCAUCCAUUGUGACAUAAAGCCUCAAAACAUUCUGAUGGAUGAAUUCUGGAAUGCUAAAAUCUCCGACUUUGGACUUGCAAAAUUGUUGAUGCCGGAUCAAACGAGGACUUUCACAGGGAUCAGAGGGACAAGAGGGUACUUGGCACCAGAAUGGCAAAAGAACACUCCAAUCUCAGUGAAGGCAGAUGUUUAUAGUUAUGGAAUAGUGCUGCUCGAAAUUGUAUGUUGCAGGCGGAACAUGGACAUCAAUGUUAGAGCAGAGGAGAUUAUUCUAUCUACUUGGGUCUACAAGUGCUUUGUUGGUAGAGAGCUGCAUAAGCUCGUGGGUGGUGAAGAGGUCGAUAAAAAGACGUUGGAGAACAUGGUUAAGGUGGGACUAUGGUGUAUACAAGAUGAACCAGCUCUGCGUCCUUCAAUGAAGUCUGUUGUGUUGAUGUUACAAGGUAUUACUGAAAUAGCUAUUCCUCCAUGUCCAACUGCUACCUCCAUGUAA
This is a messenger RNA of Prunus armeniaca (apricot), 1329 nucleotides long. NCBI's taxonomy places the organism in Eukaryota, Viridiplantae, Streptophyta, Magnoliopsida, Rosales, Rosaceae. The record is from the annotation of a GenBank genome assembly.